Molecule: messenger RNA, 3381 nt
Organism: Saprolegnia diclina VS20
Lineage: Eukaryota; Oomycota; Saprolegniomycetes; Saprolegniales; Saprolegniaceae
Exons: 5
Coding region: 1-3381 (1126 amino acids)
Biological process (GO): actin filament organization; vesicle transport along actin filament
Cellular component (GO): vesicle; myosin complex; cytoplasm
Molecular function (GO): ATP binding; actin filament binding; metal ion binding
Source: RefSeq, a predicted model, not a curated record
AUGAGCAAGGCGACGAAGGCGCGCAGCCGCGGCGCGGCCCUCGAGGUCGAGCGCCGGGUCGUGGGCGUCGACGACAUGGUGCUGCUGCCGUCGGUCUCGGACACUGGGAUCCUCGAGAACCUCAAGGCGCGCCACGGCAGCGACCAGAUCUACACCUUCAUCGGGCACGUCUUGGUGUGCGUCAACCCGUACAAGUGGCUCGACAUCUAUGGCGAGCGCACGAUGAAGUACUACGCGCACAAGCAGCGCAUCGACGUGCCACCGCAUGUGUUUGCGACCGCCGAAGAGACGUACCGGACCAUGGUCCGCGAAGAAGAGAACCAGUGCGUCAUCAUCUCGGGCGAGUCGGGCGCGGGCAAGACCGAAGCCUCCAAGCAGAUCCAAAACUACAUUGCUGGCAUCUCGGGCAGCGGCGCCGGUGUCGACAAGAUCAAGCGCACGUUCCUCGAGUCCAACCCGCUCCUCGAAGCUUUUGGCAACGCCAAGACCGUGCGCAACAACAACUCGUCACGCUUUGGCAAGUACUUUGAGCUCCUCUUUGACGCGGCGGGGCGGCCCCAAGGCGGCCAUGUGACCAACUACCUCCUCGAAAAGUCCCGCGUCGUCAAACCCGGGAAGGCCGAGCGGAACUUUCACAUUUUCUACCAAGUGCUCGCAGGCCUUCCGGACGGCGCCCGGUCCAAGUUUGGUCUCGUAGCGUCGCCCAGUGCCUAUGCGUACCUCAAGGUCUCCAACUGCUUUGUGAUCGACGACCUGGACGACGUCGCCGAGUUUGAGGCGACCAUGACGGCCAUGCAGCACGUCGGCAUCAAGAAGAAGCAGAUCGAGCUGGUCGUGCAGACGAUCGCAGCUCUCUUGCACCUCGGCAACGUCGACUUCGAACCGCUCCAAGUCAAGGACGCCGAGGGGUCGCGGCUCCGGGCCGACGCGCGCAGCAGUCUCGACUUUGCCUGCGCGCUCUUGGGGCUGGACGCAGUAGCGUUGGAGCGCGCGUUCAGCUACAAGUGGCUGCACACCAUGGCACCGGGCGGGAAGGUCGAGAGCUACGAGGUGCCGCAGAACCCGGACCAAGCUCGGAGCCAGCGCGACGCGAUCGCCAAGCACAUUUACGAGAGUCUCUUUGACUUCCUCGUCGAGCGCGUCAACCAUGCGUUGGAUAUUGAAAAGCAGAUGGAGCGGUCGGACGCGAGCAGUAUCGGGAUUCUCGACAUCUACGGCUUUGAGAUCUUUGACCUGAACGGGUUUGAGCAGUUUUGUAUCAACUACGUCAACGAAAAGCUGCAGCAAAUCUUCAUCGAGCUCACGCUGCAGUCGGAGCAAGCCGAGUACGCGCGCGAAGGGAUCGCGUGGACGCCGAUUCCGUUCUUCAACAACAAGGUGGUCUGCGACCUCAUUGAAGCCCGGACCCCGCCCGGCAUCUUCUUCAUUCUUGACGACACGAUCAAGACGAUGCACAGCCGCCAAGGCGACAGUGUUGACGCGACCUUCCUCGACAAGCUCUCGACGAUCCACAAAGGCCACCCGCAUUUCUCCAAGCGCGGCCGUGUCUUUGAGAUCAAGCACUACGCCGGCAACGUGCAGUACAACAUUCUCGGGUUCGGCGAGGCCAACAAGGAGAGCUUGACCAAAGACAUUCAGAGUCUUCUCGGCCAGAGCAGCAACAAGCUCCUCCAGUACCUCUUUGGGUCCAUCGACCUCGACGCGAAAGCGGUGACCGCCGGCACCAAGAUCCGCACACAGUGCGCGGCGCUCGUGACGGCGCUCAUGGAAUGCCAGCCCCACUACGUGCGCUGCAUCAAGUCGAACGACCACAAGCAACCCAACUCGGUCGACGACAAGCGCGUCUUGCACCAGAUCCAGUACCUCGGGCUCCUCGAAAACGUCAAAGUGCGCCGCGCGGGGUAUGCGUACCGCGGUGACUAUGGCCGGUUCCUCGACCGCUUCAAGUGGCUCUCGAAGGAGACGUCGCCCGACUUUGCCGGCUCGGACGCCCACGGCGCCAAAGCCAUUGUCAAGGCCGCCAUCAAGUCGAUUCCGGCGCUCAAAGACGAGGUGCAGUGGGGCAAGAGCAUGGUGUUCAUUCGGACGCCAGAGACGUACUUUGCACUCGAGCAGCUCCGCGACGCGACCUUCGGCAAGUACGUCGUCAAGAUCCAGCGGGCGUGGGUCAAGUACGCGGGGCGGCGCCACUUGCUCUCGCUCGCUGCCGACAUUGCCAAGCUCUACAACGCCAAGGGCAAGGGUCGCCAGCGGGUGAGUCUGUACCGUCCGUUCGACAAUGAUUAUUGCCGUCAAGACGAGGUCCGCAAUAGCGUCUGGACUAUUUUGCGCUACUACGGCGACCCGGAGAAGAUCCUCUUUUGGGACGCGAUCGAAAAGGUCGGUGCGCGUGGCGAGCGUCUGCCGCGGCACUUGGUCGUCACAGCCGCGUACGUCUACCUCUUUGAGCAAGCGAGUCCGAUGUCCUUGGCUGUGAAACCCGACGUCAAGCCGCCGCCGUUCUUGUCGUUGCGCCGGCGCAUUCCAUUUGCAGCGAUCGAGUCGCUCGUGCUGAGUCCGAACGCUGACCCGUUUCUCGUUGUACGCAUGACGCCGCCGCCCGUGCUAGCGACGCCGGACGCCUCCCACUGGAAGGAAAACAAGGCGGCACCCGCGUGCAUGAUGACGCACAAGAAAUUUGGGCUCUUUACGCGCCGGCACCACUGCCGCUUCACGGGCAACAUCUACUGCGCCGACGUGUGCAGCCAGCUCUGCGUCGUGCCCGACCGCGGCUACUACUCGCCCGUGCGCGUCGUCGACUCGGUCGUCGGCUUCUUCUCGACCGAAGUCAUGGAAGAUCAGCUGUGGCUCUGCGAAAAGAAGACGGAGCUCGCGGUGCUCCUCGUACACGCCAACCCGAGUAUCAAGAUCGACUUUGAGACGCAGGUGCGGCUCCGGACAAGCUCCGUUCUGAGUUCGAGUCCGGCCAUGCCCAUUACAUUUGGAACUGGCCCCGACGUUCGCGUCACGGCGACGCCGACGGGCCUCGACGCACUUGGCGCAGCGUCCGACCUCGUGCCCGACAAGUACGUAAAAGCCCGCCGCAAGCGCGAGCGCGAGCGCCAGAAGAAGCGCGACGCCGAGCGCGAGAUCGAGAUGGCACAGCGGUCGGCGCGCCAGGCCCAGCGCGAAAAAGAGCGCGAAGACGAUCGGUUGCGCCGCGUCGCCGAGAAGAAGGCGCGCAAGCAGCAGGAAAAGGAAGCGAAGAGCACGACUCGCCGGAGCUCGUCCAACAAGACGCUCAACGUGCGUCAGUUUGGCGAAGUGGCCGCGCCAGCCACCGGCAGCAAUGUCAACAGCGAGCUCGCUGCGAUCCUCGCCCGCCGCCGCAACCAGGGCUAG